UUAGCCACGAAGCUUCAGCUAAGCAGGGGCAGGUGGCUUAGAAGGAUUAUUCGAGAUGUAAAACUAUGAUUUGAAUGAUUCUAUGAGUCGUGGGCUGUAGGAGAAUUUAUAUAUAACAAUGUUUUCUAGUUCUUGUGUCGAACCAGAAGACUGUCAGACUGCCAGACUGCCAGAUAGAUCAAAUUUGAAAUCUCAAGCCAAACUCUGCGCUCAACAAAUGAACAUUGAAUUCCACACGCAUCUCAAAGUUGAGCUUCUAUUCUUCUACCACUAGCAUGCAACAACAAGGGCCUUCAGGCUACUAUAACACUACUCAUUACGGUGGUUACCCGCCUCCGCCGCCGCCGCCGCAACAAUACAGCUAUGGCCCAACCCCCCUAAGAGCGCAUCCACAACAACAGUUCAGUCAAGGCCACGGGUAUGGUAUUCCAGGGGCCUCAACGCUCCCUCAGGGGCUUGAAAUCCUUUUCUUCCGAAUUGAAAAGCACAUUGAAAUCGCUAGAGUCGCUAACCAGCCUGAGGCACUCCUUUUCCUCAAGCUACCCCGUUCUGACAAGCUAGAGGUCAAGGUAUCUCGGGGUCAUGCGAACGGAGAGAUGAUUGCAACAGGAAAGCUACAUGAGUUUACGACAACCAAGGCGGAUAUGACGUUAUGGGGGCGUACUGAGCGCUGGAAAAAUGAAUAUAAUUCGUUCACUGGACUCGGCCAUCUCUUGUGGGAGCUCAGCGGGGAUGCGGGGCUUGCCAUCGAGAGUAACGGCAGGCUACUUGCACGAUACAGAGCGAACGCCAACCAAAUGAAGGCGUCAAAGUUUUCGUUCGGGACCCUAUCCCUUCUUGGGUCCUCAAGUUCAUCUAGUGAAGCUGGGCAAGAGCCCGUGGCUCGUCUGGAGAUCUUCGCGCAGGGCCUGAGCCGAGAACAAUUGGAGGAAAUUAUCGUCGCUACCGUCAUAGAGAGGGAGAGGUUAAAGAAGUCUAAGAAAGACAAGAGAGACAUAGAAAUAAUUAGCGAGGUUCUGGGAGGGGGCUUGGAGGGUGCCUAAGUCGAAGCAUCUAAUUAUGAGUUUUGUCCUGUUAGCAAAGGGUUUGAGAAAAUACAAACUAAGAGAAAUUGACGCUAGCGACUAACUGUGAGCUGUAGUCCUAGGCUUA
Xylaria bambusicola is the source of this 1152-nucleotide messenger RNA. RefSeq lists its product as uncharacterized. NCBI's taxonomy places the organism in Eukaryota, Fungi, Ascomycota, Sordariomycetes, Xylariales, Xylariaceae. The record is from RefSeq and is a predicted model, not a curated record. The coding region runs from base 276 to 1043 and encodes 255 amino acids. The transcript has a single exon.